This is a messenger RNA of Pongo pygmaeus (Bornean orangutan), 1990 nucleotides long. RefSeq names its product CMT1A duplicated region transcript 15 protein-like protein. The transcript has 2 exons. NCBI's taxonomy places the organism in Eukaryota, Metazoa, Chordata, Mammalia, Primates, Hominidae. The record is from RefSeq and is a predicted model, not a curated record. Bases 967 to 1812 code for a protein of 281 amino acids.
GCUUGAACUCCUGGGUUGAAGCGAUCCUCCCACCUCAGCCUCCUGAAUAGCUGGGACUGCAGGCACAUGCCACCAUGCCUGGUAAAUUUUUUAAUUUUUUUUUAGGAGAUGGGGUCUCACUAUAUUGCCCAAGCUGGUCUCAAACUGUUGGCCUCGUGAUCCUCCCACCUUGGGUUCCCAAACAGGUGGGAUUACAGAUGUGAGCCACUGUACCCAGGCAAAAGAUAACUUUGGAACACCAACUGAAAAUGUUACUUACAAUGAAUCCUAUAUCCUCAUUCUCAUUUACUUAUUUGGAUGGAGUUUCCUGAAAUUUGUCUCACUAUCAUCUAGGAUCCUUUUUCUUUCUCCAACUGGGAGAUUGUGUCUGGUUUGGAAACUGCAAGCCCUGCUCAGGAAAAGGGAAAAGACCCAAGGUACACACCCAGUCCCCAGGUGAUCAUCAGGCCCAGGUGAAAACUCAGGGCUUAGGUGCACAUCCGGCCUUAAGUGGACACCCAGGCCCCAGGUGAUCACCAGUCCCCAGGUGGACACAAGGCCUUAGGUGAACAACAAGACCUGGUAGGCCAUCAGGCCCCAGCUGGAUACAGUCCCCAGGUGAACACAAGGCCCCCAGAGGGACAUAGGCCCAAGGCAGACAUCAGGCCCUAGGUGGACAUCAGGCCUGAGGACAUCCGGCCCCUGGUGAACAUCAGGCACAGGUGUCCAAACAGGCCCUGGGUGGACAUAACUGUGGACAGGUAAGGAGUUGACCUGGGGGGAGGGUGAGCAGUCAGCAGCCCAGUGGAGUCCUGAGUAGGUCUUAAGGAAGGAGGGGGCCGAGGGGACAGAACCUUAAAGAAGCGACCUCACUUCCUUGAUGAUGACACACACGAACAGAACUUAGAACUCUGGUAACCAGGCGCCCAUAUCCUAGAGUCAGUGCCGUAACCAGCUCACUUGGUGGGAGACGCUCAAGAGAGCAAGAUGUUCUCAUGUUGCUUCCCCACUUCGAGAGGUUGCUGCUUCAGGAAUGGCAGGAGUGACAGCCUUUUCCGACGAUGCCAAAGAAGGCUCAUCUCUCACCCCAGAUGCCUGUGGCCCUUUGUAAGAAGGUGCACCCAGGUACCACGGGGCAGCCCGGGGCAGGUCCUAGCAGGCCAGGCCACACCAGAGAUCCCAUCGGGGCUGCAUCUGCACAUUGUCCCUGUCCAGGAGGAGAUUCGGGAGCCCAUGGAGGCACAGACACAUGCUCCUGGUCAAUAUGCAGAAAUAGCAACACCUGCGGCACCAGCUGUAGAGCCAGAGCCAGCAUGGGAAGAGCCCCCUCCAGAGAGAGUGCUGGAGCUGGAGGGAGCUCCAGCCAAGGACCAGAUCAAGGAGGAUCUGCCUGAAAUCAUGGCACCUACUGUAGCCACUGGCCUUAGCCCUGGAGCUGAAAGUGUGGGUGGAGAGAGAAGUGGAAGGGAAGGGGUGACUAGCACAGCUUCAGCCAGCAGCUCCCAUGCUGCCCCUCAUCCUGGGCAUGGUGGCAAACAUGGAGGUGGGGACCAGGGCAUUCAAACUGGACGACUGUACGUUGCUGGAAAGGAGCUUCUCUCAUUCAUUAGAACCACAGCCCUGCUGCUGCAGUGCCUGUUUGUUGUGCUAAUACUGCUGGGGUAUAUCCUUGAGCAGAAGGUGCUCAAAAGCAUUAAAAGAAGGCUGGGAAGAAGAGUUCCAGUAGCUCCUCCUGCUCUCAGACGCAAUCUCCUCUGCCAGGCAUGGAUGCGUGUCUGCAACUGGGCAUCCAGGCUGUUUGCCCCUAAUGUGCUGCCCCGAAUGGGCUCUUAACAGGUGGGCAGGGGUUGGGGGGACCAGGAGGUGGCUCCAAAGGGUACAACAAGGAAAGCUUUUAAAGACAGCUGUUGUGCCCCAGGCUCCCCAUGCCACCACCUGCCCUACCAUUUAUUAAUAGUGUUAGAAUUACAAGUUUAUGAAAUGAAAUAUAAAUAAAGUUUGAUUUCUGAAA